CUUCCCGGUCCCCUCCCUCGCUCGCUCCCAGCCAGCUCCCGCUCGCUCCCUGCCCACUCCCGGGGGGACGAUCCUUGCCGCGGCCGCCGCGGCCACCGCUUCUUUCACACUUUACUUGGGAGCCGCGCGCCGCGCUCAGUUACUGGAGAGCUGGCCGCGCGCCGCCGCCUCCUGCACGCACGCACGCGGGCCCGGCUUCGGGGUGUUCUGCUGUUACUCCAAGCAGCGGGGAGGAGGGGGAGACCCGGACACACUGUGGGGAGGAGGAGGAAGAGGAGGAGGAGGGAGGAAGAAAAGAGCGAGGAGGCACGGGCGGGGGGCGGGAGGCUUGCACCUUCAGCCCCCCCGCGAGCGCCCAAGGUGCGCACAUCUCGACCGGCUCAGCAGCGGGUGGAUUUUCUUCGUGUUUAAAGAAAAAAAAAAAAAAAUGUCCCCUUGUCUGUAGAGAUGAUUUGCAGUUCAGCCCGGCUGAAGCUGACCGAAUGAGACUAUGGGCUGUGCCUCCGCCAAGCAUGUUGCCACUGUUCAAAAUGAAGAGGAAGCCCAGAAAGGGAAAAGCUACCAGAACGGAGACGCGUUUGGCGAUGAGUAUAGGAUCAAACCAGUGGAAGAGGUCAAAUACAUGAAAAACGGGGCAGAAGAGGAGCAGAAAAUAGCAGCCAGGAACCAAGAGAACUUGGAAAAAAGUGCCAGCUCAAAUGUAAGACUUAAAACUAACAAAGAGAUUCCUGGAUUAGUGCAUCAACCCAGAGCAAACAUGCACAUCUCUGAAAGCCAACAAGAAUUCUUCAGAAUGCUGGAUGAAAAAAUUGAAAAGGGUCGAGAUUACUGUUCGGAGGAAGAAGAUAUCACAUAGCACCAAUUCUGCCACUCAGACCAGGAGCUGCUACUGUGUAAAUAGGUUACACCCCAGUCAAAAUCUUUGCAAAGGUCGGUUCUCGUCAAGGAACAGCACUAUAACAAGAAGAUCGUUCCAUAUCGUAUGCCCCAUUAAAUUACAGUGUUUCUUAAUGAACUUGCAAAGGAAUAACAAACAAAACAAACAGACAAAAAAAAAAAAAAAGAUAACUGUUCUCGAACUUUCUUUGUUGCUGCUAGUUAAAACUUGUUGCAACUUUUCACUUCUCUUGUGUCCAGGUAUGCAGCAAAAUUCUGCAGUUUCACCAUAAAGAUACUCUUGGUUUUACAGAUGUUCUCCAACCUAUUUUCUAUAAGAUGAGGUAGUGGUGAACUCAGAUAUCAAACUUCUAUUCUAGACCGGUUCCACUUCUAAGUCAAGCAUCUCCUUUCCUCUCUCUUUCCUCCCUGUCUCUCCUGAGUGGUCCAGAGACGGACCUGAGCCUUGCUUCUCGCUGGCAAUGUUGAGCUUUGGAGAUGGGAUGGUUGCUGCGGCAAGCCUCGUUUCUCUGUCUGGAAGAAGUAGAGAAACCAUUCUCAAGUCAAAGCAUGUCGUGACCUGACUCCUGCAAGUGACCUAAGAGCAGGGUGGCAGGUCGUUCCAUCUCAUAGGUCUCUUUAAGGAUUAAGCUUGCAAUACUGGCUUCAGUGAGACGGAAGUGUGAUCACAAUCAUUUCCAAUCCCUCUUCCUCACUUUUUUUUUCUAAGAAAUAAAAACAUUUUGCUGUUUUUAUGUAUCCUUGUCUUCUCCCAUUCAUCCAGCUCAGUGUUUUAAGAUGAUCCUGGGUGUGGAGUUGAGCCCUCCUUUGGGGCGACACUGAUCAUUGUCCUCAAUGGCUUCCCACCCUUCCGUUAAUAAUCUACCAAGGUUUAGAAGGGCUCUAAGUGGUCAGAAGAGAGGAGGAGGCACCCCUCGACUUUUGAGGAGGGCCUGAAACUACCCUGCUACCUUUUAUUUUGUUAGCCAAUAAAGCAUCUUAUUUUGUAAUUCUCCCCUUCACGAAGCUCCAUGAGCCUGCCACUUCUUUUUCUCUAGCUUCCAGCACUGGAUAGGACAGUGAAAAGCAUUUGCCGACUCGAAAGCAUAGGACAUUUACACCGGUGAUGAUAUUUGGAAAUGCAAAAGCCCAAAGCCCUGGCUGCGGUGGGGAAUGUUGACUGUGUGUUCGGUAGAGUUUAUUUUUCCAUACUAUAUGAAGAGGCUGAUCUCUUCUCAAAGACAGAAGUAAUAUUUUUAACAAAUAUUGUCACAAGUAAAUAGCAAUCAAAAGGAGAAAAUAACUUUUGUAUUUUUUUAAUGUGUUUGAUAGCUUUGACGAGGGUUCUCUUUGUUACUUUCGGGGGAGGGCACCCUAUUAAAUGCCACGCCAGCAGUCCAGGUGUGUCACACAAGGAGGGCUGGGUGUUUCAUUUGGGGUUGUGAAUUUCAAGGGCCUCCUAUCAGCCACACUGCCACCUCCCAGAGGUGGAUAGUUAAGACAGUGGGUAGUUACAAUGCCCCAGGUCAUCAAGAGAUCACCUGCCACAAAGCAGAAUAAGGAGCCAACUGGUUCUUCCUGAGAUGCGCCUUGACUUUUAAAUCCAUCCACGAAAUUGAUGGCACCAUUGAUGUGCUAACGGUGAGGUUCCUAAUCUCCUCUCCGACCUGGGCAGCAAAGCCAGGGGAAGAAAGCUCAGUCAACUGCUGUAGAAAAUGGACUCUAACGUUAGCAACAAAAAUCCCUUGAUUCUUGUAGCCGGCAGCAGCUAUUUUGGGGAACAGCUGUGGUUGUUACAUAAAUAGAGACACAGCCAAAAUUUAAGGCCUUUUAUCCUGCUUCAAGCAGAAAACUGCAGGAAGAGUCCAGUAGUCUCGGAUUUUAAGUUCCCUCCCCUUGUAGGGAUUUUUGGCCAAGUGACGAAAAUAGUUUUCCUCAACUGUAAACGAACUGCUAAGCCCCACCUCAAACUCACUCACUGGGGACUUUGUUCACUGUUGUGUGGAUGACCUUUUCCCGGAUCCAUCUCCUGUUCUUAUCAAGCAAGAAUGAAGCAAAUGUUAAACGUCUUCCAUGUGACUCCUCUGUUCGGUGUCUCAGACAGUGUCUUCUCAGACAGUCCCCACCCGCCACGCGAAGAUGAGACAUGCUCCUGUUAUUUGCCUCCAGGUCACGGUUAGCAUUUUGACAUGUUACGCGGGUACAUGGAACCCCCUGUUUCUUGGGAACCUGACUUUGGGGUGUUUCAUAAAACCAUAGGUGUCGUCCCCAUAAACCAGGGGCUCCUCACCUGGGGCUCAGUCUCCCCUGUUUAACACUGGAUACGUCUUUGCUGUGCAAAAGUGAUUUUAUCUUUGGACGCGUUUGGUAUUCCAAGAAAUGGGGCGAUGGAGCUGGGUUGGAAGGAAAUGCUUGGUUGUGUUGGCAACACUCGCUACUGUCUGUUUUCCGUUUGUUGGUUUUAAUCAUAAAAUUGUCAAGUGACUUGUGUUUGUACUUUAUUUUUUAAUGCCUUCUGAGAGGAUCUAAAGAAAAAAAAAAAAAAUCUUGCCUUUUUUCCCUCCAUGUAUUCCAACAUUAAGCAGCUUGUCUCAAAUACAAGGAAAAGAAUAAUCCAUGCAUGUACUGGUCCGAGCUGCCCCUCCUAUGCAGGACUUGGGAUGUUGGAAGGAGGGAGGGACGGCAGUGACCUGGUGGAUGGAGGAAGGAAAAUGCUGAGACAGGAACUGAGAGGCGUUUAGCAGAGAGGGUUCUGGGCUCUGGCUGGUGCAACUGAGGAUGCAGCUGCCUAGGAGCCAGUGGGUGGGGCGGAGCUGCCAACGAGAUUGACAGCUGGAUUUUACACACCUUAUGGACUCCGAGUUGUAAAAGUUCAGCGGUGUGUGCACAGCUUUCUUUUGGUUGGCAGAGAUUCAGGAUCACGGAGUACUGUACUCCUAAUUGAAUCCGUGUUUGUUGCUGGCAGACAACCCUAAAAGAGGCUUUUACCUCUGAGACGUCUCCCAGCCCUGGGCUUAAACAGUGAGUGGAGCACAGUGCUAUGGUCUGUUUAGGGACAAAGAACCUACAAAGUCCAGAGACCGGCAAACUAGGUCAACCCCCAGGAACAGCGGGGGCCACACGGCAGCCGGCCCCAUGGCAGGUCUCUCCCCAUCUGCAGUGCCUGUGAUCUGAGACUGGACUUUGAUGGCUAAAUGAGCAAUGGCCUGCCCCAGGACCAGCCGUGGCCCUUGUGCCCACUGCCCUGGCACCACCUCAUACGCACUAUGAGGUGAGAAAGCAGCUCUUUGUCACAGGCACGCCCAGGCAUAGCAAGUCCACAGCCCCAGAAGCAGCUCAGGGGUGAUGGAGCCCACCUCUUGGUCCCUGCUGAUGUCAUCCAACUUUGGAAUUAUGACUUGGCCUCCUCCCAACUCACUGCUGCUUUAUUCUGCUAAGGCAGGAAUCUCUCCUAAUUCUGCUAGAAACAGAGAUUACACCUCUUAGGAAUUUUACUUCGGUAGCCCGUGAUGUAGGAUGACCUACAUAUGUCCUGCUUAGACACUGAGCAAGAAUUUCAAAGUGUUCCAGCUUUACUAAUCCUAAGAAACUUGGUUAAAUAUGUUAGUUUCAUAGGAAGAAAAAUGAUCAAAUUCUUAAUCCAGGAAAACACUGACUCAGAAUCUUGGACUCUGGAACUCUGAUAUUUUCUUUAUAAACGACAAAAACAAAUGGUAUCUAAGGUUCUCUCCCUGUCCCUCCAACCUCCCUCAAAAAAGAAAAAAAAAAUUAAAAAGCGUUAUUAGGUUGCACUGUAUAAUUUUAUUUAAAGACUGCCCUCCACGCUUUUUCCCCUGGAAGGCAUUCUCAGACCUUUAUAUCUUUAUGCCUCUUAGCAACUGAUCUUUUUGUUACGUUUCUUAAAAUCCUAGUAGAAAAAUAGGGCAUCGUUGGUGGGAAGGGAAUAUGAAUUUAAAGGCAUAAUGGAAAGGUGGCUUGAAGCAGGAACUUUGGCUCCACGAUGUCACGGGGUUACUGGACCCCGGUGUGCUGUGUAAAGCUGGGUGAGGCAAUUGGCUUUCAAACUAUAAAUGUCCCUGCAAUAAACCUUUUGGAAUUUCAUGAAUGAGGUCUGUGAAUUGCCUUUUGCCAAUGAACGGAUGUGUUUUUCCAAGGGGAAAAAUGCCCUUGACCGCAGCAGUCACCUUUUUGUAUGUCUCUGGUAAAGGGUCACAAAACGAGGCUUGUGGGUGAACAUAUAGACCUUUGGAACAAACCUUGGGACUCAUGAAGUGAUGCCCUGUUUUUCAGGAGAUUCACAUACCUUAUCUGGGAUUUAAUCUAAUCUUGGAGAAGAGGAAAAAGGAACUAAUAAUAUUUAUGACUUAUGCUUACUCUGUGCCAGAUACUGUGCUAGGCGUUUCUUAAUUGUGUAAUCCUCACAAGAGCCUGUGGAGUGGGUCUCCCAGCCCAUGUUUAAGUAGUGUAUUUUAAGUGUCGGCUGUUAUCUGUCCAAAAACAAUGCCAUAUUGAAAGAAAAACGGAAAGAUGUCAUUCGAGUAUUUUCACAUGUUUUUAUUAUAAUUGUGCCCCUUGAAACACUGUGAAAACAACCUUUGGGGGCAUCCGCCUUCCAGAUUCUCUGGCUGCUCACCAGCUUGGUUUCCUCAUGGGGAGUGUUCUACUUGGCCUUCCUGCAUCUGCACACAGACCGAGAGAGGCCCCUGGCUAACAGAACUUGGGUGCUCAGGGGAAAAGCCUUCCAGAAUUUAGGCACAUGGUUCUUCUCCCCAGAUACUGGAAUAGGAACCUUUCAGUAUCUGGGAUAGGAACCUACCAGAUGCAUCUAGAACAGGCUACUCACUGAGUGCUGUGCUUCCUUCCCUGGGUUCCCAAGACUUUCUCUUUUCAUCGCAGGCUGCAUUUUCUUAAGGCUAAAAGCCUCAGCCUUGCCCCUGAGGGACAGCAGUGGAGGAAAGGCGAUGGGGGCCAGUCACCUGUAUUGAAAUCCUUUCUCAUGGACAAGGGUGAGAUGUUUCUUUUUGAUGGUUGGACUAGAGCCAUAUUUUCCAGGCAGUUCAAGCACCAAAACCAGACGUCAGUCUCUUUCACAAUCUUAAAUGCUUUUGGCUAGGCGUGUAGUGACCAGAGUCCCUUUCCUUGCUUCUUAAGACAUGACAGGUAGAAAAGAUGACUCCUAUCCUAGUCAUCAAAGGUGCUACCUCGGGAGGACCUGGGCCCACCCUCAUUUACUCAGCCUGAAAGAAUCAAAAGAAUUUCCUUGAGUGAGGGGGCAUCAUGUCCAGUUUUCCUGUGAAUCUGUUCCCGAAACCCUGUUUAUUUCUAAGCUGGCAGCUGCCAGAUUCUUUAAAGAUGAUGUGGAAAAUGGCUCUUAUCGCUUGGAAGCCAAAGAAAUUACUUUCAUUCAGGAAGAUUUCCCACCCCCCCUAAGCUGAAAGCCCUAUUCUGAUAAUGUCUCCCCUUUCCACCAUUAGUUCACUCUUCUUCCCUUCCCAGGGGUUAUUUUUAGACCAAGGCUUUGAACUUGAUUAAGAGAGUUAAAAGAAUAUCAUAAACUCAUCCAGAACUGCCUCAGGUUCCCUGGGGUUGAAAACAGCUUUAGAAAACCUUAGGAGGCCACCUCGCCCAGAGCCAGGAGGAAGAGAAGAGCCCCUGGUUUCCUGGCAUUUCAGCUCAGACCUUCAGGGACUGUGCUUUCUUGACAGGCAAGAGAGCAAGGGAAGUUUUAGAAAGAUUUCAAGCCAGUCUUUCCAUUCCAAGCAAGAUGCAAAUCCAUAAAAAUCACUGCAGUUUCCUGGAAAGAGUCCGGCCGCUGCCCUUUUUUAGGACAUUUAAUUUGAAUCCAUUUUCUUAAUACAGACAAAGAUACAGAAAACACAGAUACUUUGUUAUUGACUGCCUUCAAGAAAGCGGGCUAGUGCUGUAUCUCAGUGGUAGGGUGCUUGCCUAGCAUGCCUGGGGCCCUGGGUUCCAUCCUCGGUACGGAAAAGACCUGUUUUGCCUUUCUGUAAUCUUUAAGUUUAGAUCUAGGAAGGUAUCAGUAUAACCAUAAUACCAAAGCAGGGGAAACUAGUGAUCACUCCUACGAGUUGGAGUUAGACCCAAACGGGAGCAUCAGCGUCUGCUGGCUGUCUUGCCUUGUGUCCCGGUGGUACAGAUGUGCACAUCUGUUUGACUCCUCUGGGCUUCCAGCUGGGUAUUAUGGCUUCCUGCCUUUUCCAGUCCAUGGUGCAUAAAGGACACAUCCCAGGCAUGAGGGCCAGGUCCUGCCACAUACAAUUAUAGUGUUGUUCAUGCACUCUCCCAGUCAUCUGUGUGGCCUUGAGCCAGGCAGCAGCAGCGGCCCAACCAGGACACUGACACCAGAGGUGAAGCCAAGGUCCCUUCAUCUAGGUUGUCCCGGACGUAGCGUCUUCAGCAUUGCCCUCGCCAGUCUUGAGGGCUUGUUCAUUCAACAUAUUAUUUGUGGACACAUCGUACAUUCCAGGCAGUAGGCAAUUGCCAGCAAUAUACGGUUGAACCAAAUACAGCGGCCACUCUCAAGGAGCCUGCCUUAGGGUGGAGACAGCCUGGAAGGGCCACCGUAGGCAGAAGUACCAGGUGCUAUGGGAGCAUGUCACGGUGCUUGGAGACUUCCUGAAAGCAGUGACAUCACAUCAUCAGGGAGAUUGUUAUAAAGGAUCUUUCCAGACUGAGAGGACAGCCCGGGGCUCAGCAUGGACACUGAGGACCGAUCAGGGCCUGCCUGCAGUAAAGGGACUGGAGUCAGAGCCGAAGAGGGAGGACAGAAGAACACGGAGUGAGCACACAGCAGUGGGCAGGGGCGGCCACUGGGGACUCCAGGGUUUUGUUGUGACUUUGGGGAGCAUACGGAAGAGCUUUAGGUGCUGUGCUGCCCUCCACAGCCCAUGGCAUGGGUGCCCCAAGAGCUGGGUGCAGUCUCUCUCGGGCCCAGGAUCACCUUCCUCUGGAAGGGCACACUUGCUGACUGAGAUGAUUUGUUCCAACAGAUCUGUUCCCACCCACCCCAACUCUUCUUCCUGUCUUCAAAAGCUCUUUGGAGUUCAAGGGCUUCAAUUUGGGCUGGAUCUGGUUUUGGAGACACAGGAGAUAGCUCUGGGUCAUCCUGACCUGACUUUAGAAACAUGAUGGCUAAAAAUAUCUCUGGGGACCAAGCUGGCCUAGACCCAGAGACAAGGGUGCAUCCAAAAAUAAAUACACAGGAGCGGCAGAGGGCUUCCCUGUUUAGUGUGUGAUUCUAACCAAAGGCAGCUGCCCUCGGACGGCCGUGCCCUGGAUGAGGCCACAUGCACCUGGUGGCCAAGCCUCUCCUGGGUAUUGAGAGCACACCUGAGUCCUGCCAAAGAAAAGUGAUAUUUAACAAACAAACAAAAGCACAGAUGAAUUUUAUGCCAAUGGAAAAUACCCACAAGCGUGGACAGUUGCCAAGAAGCUCUGGGGGACCGUCAGUCAGGGAAGGCUCAGAGACUGACCAGUGGCAGUGCCUUGGGUGUUCCAAAGAACCUAUGCAGAGUACAGAGCAUUGGGGUCUUCUUUCUUUGUCUUUUGUUCUUAGCCUCCAAAAGAAAAAAAAAAUAGAAAACUUUUAAGCAGAAGGAACAGAAGUAGAUGCAUCUAAAUACUAGCUGUAAAUCAGAGCCUGAGAAAAGGCUCAAACGGGAGACAGUUCCCUGGAGGACUUGGAGGAAUUUGGGGCUGAAGGCAGUCUUCCAAGCUGAGUGACUCUGCUCCUCUGCUUGGGAUCCUGGGUGGCUCAUGCUGCUCCUUGGGGCUGACCUCUAGGUUGACAAGAUGCCCACACCUGCCCUCCCCUUGGGAGCAGCCUGACAUACCCAGCAGCAACACAGCCUCUGGUCCCGUGGAAAGCCUUUUACUCAAACACUGACUUUUUCCUAAUAGUCCCGUGGUUGUUGACUGGAAGGCUUCUGAUUCUGUCUCGGGCUUCUGAGGCACAAGCCCGGGUCUAGGAGUGUAGAUUAGCACGUGGCCUGUGGCACGCCUGGUGCUGGAAAGCAGCAGCACAUUAAGGCACUCUCUGCACAUUUUAUGCCCUGGUCCAUCCCCACACCUCUGUCAUCUCAUGGCCAGGAAAGGACCAUCUUGCCCCAUGUCUGUUAUCAGAUGACUGCAUCUUUGCAGUUCCCACAAGGAUUUGGGUUUUAUUUAGGAACCGGGUCUUAUAUUUGAGGAAAAACUAGGACUGAGGGAGGCAUCGGCUCUCAGUCAGGUCUGGUGGAUGUCUUGGAGCUUGGCUCUCUCAGUACCUGCAGAGGUGUGCUCAGGUGAGCCCAGGCGCCCAGGAGGGCAGCCUCCUCACCCCUCUGCCUGGACCCCCAUCCGUUUCGAUCACGCUUGGGUAUCAGCAAGAACUUCGUGAGAUGUACCCUCCUGUAUGCAUAUUGAUUUACUUAAGUACAUACCCACUUACUUUUAUAGUGAUGAUUACAUUGCACAAAGCACAUAGCAUAGAAAUUUUGAAUGAAUAAGAAACAAAACAUCAUAUAAACAGAGGUUCUAGUAUUUUCUCACAGGCUCCUGAGGGUGACCUCUGUUACCUCCUGGUAUGUACACACCCACUUUGAACACCACUGCUUUAGUACAAAUUUGCACACCUUGGUGGCAUUCCAAACCACUGUGUGGCACUUGGUGCAGAACAAGAAAGUGGCACGGCAGGCGCUUCAAAUCUGGGAGCAAACAACAGAAAUUUAAGUAAUUCAGACAGAACUGUCCCUAGACAGUUGCAGCUAUGGGUGCUAAUAGCAGGUACCCUGUACAGAGCCCCGAGGUUAUUCAUCUUCCCUCUCUGGGUCUCCAGAAAAGGACACUGGCAAUAUCCCACACUCUCCGGAUUGGAAUUCUUGACCCUUCAAAGUGCUUCAGCUGAACUCUGCAUGGCACCCGUGUGGACCCGUGUGGCUUGAAUAUUAUUUUUGAUUUGACCAUCAAGAUGUCAUGAUUCCGUUCCAUUUUGAAAAGGGACUGAGAAAGUGUACAGGUCUAAUUAUAUAUACAUAUUUAUACAUGUGUAUUUUUGUUUAUUGUUACAUUUUGACAUUGAACUUUCUAUUAAAUAAUUUUUAACAGUU
Sciurus carolinensis (gray squirrel) is the source of this 9983-nucleotide messenger RNA. RefSeq names its product chromosome 12 C1orf21 homolog (gene C12H1orf21). The record is from RefSeq and is a predicted model, not a curated record. The transcript has 6 exons. NCBI's taxonomy places the organism in Eukaryota, Metazoa, Chordata, Mammalia, Rodentia, Sciuridae. Bases 491 to 856 code for a protein of 121 amino acids.